ACAAAACAAAACAAAAGCCACAGGCGCGGCGCAGCGCAGCGAGUGGACGAAAGGCAAAGAGAGGGAGAGCGAGCGAGCGACACCGGCAGCCCAAACGUCCCCACCCCACCCUGCCUUUGGGGUGCUGCCACCAAUGGCGAAUAAUUCGCUCUCCCACCACCUCCUCCUCCCGCUCGCCGCCGCCGGCGGCGACGACGACGACCCCGCAUCCUCCUCCUCCUCCUCCUCCUCCUCCGCCGUCACCUUCCCCUCCUUCUGGCCGCCCUUCCCAUCCCUCCUGUCCGACUCCGACUCCGACGCGCCCUUCCCUCCCCGCCGCAUCGACCGCUGCGUCGCCGCCCGGCAGGACACCGCCGCGGCGUUCCUCGGCCUCGACUUCCACGACGAGGACUACGGCGCCGAUUGGGAUGCGCCGGACGAGGCCGGCCUGCCGCUCUGCUGGGACUGCCUGCAGCUCGAGGAGCACGACGCCCACCAGCGCUGGGACCUCGCGCUGAGCGACUCCGACGAGUGGGAGCAGGUCGCCGUCCGGGGGCACGAGGAGGCCGCCGAGCCCCCCGCGCCGCGGAGCAUCGAGUGGGAGGUCCUCCUCGCCGCCAACAGCCUGGGGGGCCUCAUGAUCGACGAGGACGUCGACGGCACCGGCGGCGGCGGCAUCGAGACGUACUUCCUCGACGGCGGCGCGGACGACGACGACGACGGGAUGCUGUUCGGGCAGCUGGCCGCGGAGGCGGAGCACGAGCCCCCGGCCAAGGGCGGGCGCGCGGCGGCGAAGGCCGCCGUGGAGGGCCUCCCGACGGUGGUGGUCGCGGAGGCCGACGCGGUCCGGGGCGGCGCGCAGUGCGCGGUGUGCAAGGACGGCAUCGAGGCCGGCGAGGGCGCCCGGAGGCUGCCGUGCGCGCACCUCUACCACGACGCCUGCAUCCUGCCGUGGCUCGCCAUCCGCAACACGUGCCCGCUGUGCCGCCACGAGCUGCCCACCGACGACCCCGACUACGAGAAGUGGAAGGCCAGGCGGGCCGCCGGCGACAGGCACGGCAUCGCCGCCCGUCAGGCCGAGGUCAUCCUGCUGAAUGAUGACUAGGCGAAACAUCAAGAGAUCAGUAAAUUUGCUUCACGGGUGCCACUGCAUUUGCGAUAGUUCAGAGUGUUGCCGAAAUUCUUUUUGAUCAUGAAGGGGAGCGGGAUGAAAUCGAUGUGAAUUGGCGGGUUUUUUUUUCCAUACAGAAUGAUACGAAUAAGGUGCAUUUUCGAUUCGAAUAAUGGUGUGUAUAGAUGCAAACAUGCAAUCGGAUGAGAUUGUGAUUGUUCUUUUCCAAUGGAAAGCAGGGAGUAGAGGAGGAAUAAGAAUCACUGACGCGUCCUCCACUCUGUCCCUCAACGAUAUCUGUAUCCAAAAUUGAGUUCAUACGGUACCAUUGGAGUAGUGUAAUUCAACAUCAAGAUUUGGCUCGGCAAUAUAUACAGAUUCAAACUC
Molecule: messenger RNA, 1477 nt
Organism: Hordeum vulgare subsp. vulgare (domesticated barley)
Lineage: Eukaryota; Viridiplantae; Streptophyta; Magnoliopsida; Poales; Poaceae
Product: E3 ubiquitin ligase BIG BROTHER-related-like
Exons: 1
Coding region: 134-1084 (316 amino acids)
Biological process (GO): protein ubiquitination
Cellular component (GO): cytoplasm
Molecular function (GO): ubiquitin protein ligase activity
Source: RefSeq, a predicted model, not a curated record